AUGUGUCAGGGAGCUUCAUCCUCAGGUCUGCACAGCAAGAGGAGGCUCUUCAUCGUAUCUGGUACGCUCUCAGGAGGUGGCGACUCGUCUCCCGGCGGAUCGUCCUUUUCUCGAUGACGGCUUGUUCGUCGAUCAAUCGGAGAUGAUUUACUUGAUGGAUUCGCGAUCCUUUUAUCGUAAAUCAUUCAGCAAUUUUAGUAGCAAUGCUCCGCAAAUCGUGUUGACGAGAUUUUCGCCGAUGAUCUAGCGAUUCUCGUUGCUUAAUCCUUCACCAACGAUCUACAGGAAAGUCGCGAUAAUCAGAUAAAAAUAUAUGACUUUUGACUCUAGGAGGAUUCGAACCCGCGCUGGUUGUCCGCCCCUUCUGAGGAAGGUGUGACGCGAGUUUAGUCUCACAUCGGUUGUGUGUUGAUUUUUCGGGCGAAUAUAUAGUAAUGUUACAUUUCUAAGCAAAGUUCUUUCUCUUGCGUGUACGACCACUCCUUGCCCCACAGCCGGCUGGCCACCGGUGAUGUGGAAGGGGAGUGGCGCACACAUGCCCCUAUCGGUCCAAGCCGCUCGAGCCCUUGCUUGUGGCUACUCCCCGACUGAGCUUCCGACCCACUUGCGGGCCCGGCUGGCCAGCGGGUCCCCCUCAUUUUGUCUUAUUUUUAUUUUUUAUUUAUUUUUCUUCAUUUAUCUCAAAAGUAAGACUGUAAAAAUCAUAUAA
Molecule: messenger RNA, 709 nt
Organism: Spirodela intermedia
Lineage: Eukaryota; Viridiplantae; Streptophyta; Magnoliopsida; Alismatales; Araceae
Source: the annotation of a GenBank genome assembly